CUGAAUGCAACAGAUGAGACGUCACUGCAACAGAGCUUCGCGCGAGUGGCCGAAUGGAUACUCCGCCAGCAACCAUGGUCAGAUUACAUCAAGAUGGCUGUGGAUGACCGGGAUAUUAAGAUGAUCACGAAGGCGGUCAAACGUUGGUUUGAUGAUCCUCGGAAUGACCGUUGGCUCCUUGUCUAUGACAACUACGACAACCCUAAACUGAAUAGCGCCAACCAGAGAGACGAGUCCACCAAGGGUACCACGGGAAGUAAAGUUGAAGGAGAUACAAGCCAGGCAGACAUUCCAACAUCAAAAGCGUAUGAUAUCCGGCCCUUCUUCCCCGACUGCUACCAGGGAGCUAUCAUCGUAACUACGCGAUCAUCUACGGUUAAGCUGGGAAAGACUGUCCAGCUAGAGAAACCGAGAAACCUUGACGACAGCCUAGAGAUCUUGGCUCUCACGUCACAUCAACACAGUCUUGAGAAUGGUGAGGUUGUUGCGACUAUAAACGUGAAAUGA
Pseudomassariella vexata is the source of this 507-nucleotide messenger RNA. RefSeq lists its product as uncharacterized. The annotation marks the transcript as partial. The record is from RefSeq and is a predicted model, not a curated record. The transcript has a single exon. NCBI's taxonomy places the organism in Eukaryota, Fungi, Ascomycota, Sordariomycetes, Amphisphaeriales, Pseudomassariaceae.